Messenger RNA from Macadamia integrifolia, 2263 nucleotides. RefSeq names its product protein SEMI-ROLLED LEAF 2-like. Lineage: Eukaryota; Viridiplantae; Streptophyta; Magnoliopsida; Proteales; Proteaceae. Bases 620 to 2038 code for a protein of 472 amino acids. The transcript has 10 exons. The record is from RefSeq and is a predicted model, not a curated record.
UCUUGAUCUUAACAAUGCCCGAGGAAGAAAGAAAGGCCUGGGAAUUUCCUCGGCCUCUUUCCUCUGUUUUGCAGUAUAAACUUGAGGUGAAUUCUUCAAAAUUAGUCACUCGAUUUUGAAAAAUUCACAUUGUUUAUUAAAAAUCUAUAAAAAUCUAUAAAAAUCGUUAACAUCAUAUGUAAAAACUAGUCAAUCAGUUGUACUUUAAUUCUUUUUUUUUUUUCUUGCUCCCUAAGAGGUUAAGAUUUCUCAGUGGUUUUUUUUUUUUUUUUCAGAAGUUUUUGUUCAUCUUCUUUUGAUACUAGGCUGAUCUAGAUUGUGAAAUCUCGAUUUGAUAAAAAAGAAGGUUUGAUUUUCAUUUGCAAUUUUGGGUCGCUGUUUGCUUUCGAGAAUUUUGCUUCAAUUUUACGAAAUCUGUCCUCAUUCCUCUUGUAUUCUUUGUAUUCUUUCAAGCACUGCAACAGGGUAAUCUGGUGAUUUUUUUCAGGGAUUCCUGAAAGUCACCAGAACCCAGUUUCUGAAAAUUGAGAAACGCAUUCUGAGAAUUUUUUCUGAAUUUUAUUGGAUCACUGUGAUUUUUCGUAUUUUUCUGAGGUCUUUUGAGUUUUUUGUUGAUACAAUGGGGGUCAUGUCGAGGCGGGUAGUGCCCGCCUGUGGUAAUCUCUGUUUCUUCUGUCCUGCAAUGCGGGCAAGGUCGAGGCAGCCUGUCAAACGAUACAAGAAGCUCCUUUCUGAUAUCUUGCCCCGAUCUCAGGAUGCUGAACCAAAUGAUAGGAAAAUUGGGAAGCUUUGUGAAUAUGCUUCGAAGAAUCCAUUACGCAUUCCAAAGAUUACAAAGCACCUAGAACAGAGAUGUUACAAGGAUUUGCGAACUGAGCACUUUGGGUCAGCAAAAGUUGUGUUGAUUAUCUACAGGAAAUUGCUAUCUUCAUGUAAGGAGCAGAUGCCACUAUUUGCCAGUAGCUUAUUGUCUAUUAUCCAGACGGUUUUAGAACAAACACGACAGGAUGACAUGCGCAUUCUGGGCUGCCAAACUCUUGUUGACUUCAUAAAUAGCCAGAUGGACGGCACAUACAUGUUCAAUUUAGAAGGCCUCAUUCCAAAACUUUGUCAACUGGCUCAAGAAAUUGGAGAUGAAGAAAGAGCUCUACGUUUGCGUUCAGCAGGAUUGCAAGCUCUUGCUUUCAUGAUAUGGUUUAUGGGUGAGUACUCCCAUAUCUCGAUGGACUUCGAUCAUAUAAUUUUAGUGACUUUGGAGAACUACAUGGAGCUCCACAUGAACUCAGAAAAUAACAAGAGAGACUCACAGCAGGUUCAAGAAGUAAUCAAAGCUAAGGGCCAUGAAUCAUCAUUCCCAGAAGUUCCCAAGAAGAUCCUUCCAUUACCAGACCUUGUGAAUAGAAAACCUGAACUGAACCCCACUAUUGACGCAACGAAGAUCCCCAUGUAUUGGGCUAGGGUUUGCUUGCACAAUAUGGCUGGACUCGCCAAGGAAGCAACUACAGUACGGCGUGUGCUUGAACCCCUUUUUCGUAAUUUUGAUGCUGGGAAUCUUUGGUCUCCAGAGAAGGGGCUUGCCUGUUCUGUUUUGUCAGAUAUGCAAACAUUGAUGGAGAAGUCAGGGCAAAACAGUCAUCUGUUAUUAUCUAUCUUGGUGAAGCAUUUAGAUCAUAAAAGUGUUGCCAAACAGCCUAGCAUGCAAAUUGACAUCGUAAAUGUGACCACACAUCUUGCACAGAACGUGAAGAUGCAGUCUUCAGUAGCAAUUAUUGGUGCCAUAACUGAUCUGAUGAAACAUUUGCAUAAAUGCAUUCAAUGCUCAGCAGGAGCAUCUAGUGCUGGUGAUGAUUCAAAUAAAUGUAAUACUGCUCUUCACUCUAAAUUGGAAGAAUGUCUAAAGCAGCUCUCAAACAAGGUAGAAAGAAGAAAGAGGAAAGGGUCUGGUUCAUCAUUGAACCAAUUUUUCCCAAACCAGACCAUGCAUGUGAUUGGGGUUAUUUUGUUUCUUUUUUUUUUUUGUUUUUUUAAUUAUAUUUGAAUAUGGGAGUUUUAGCUGGGAGUGGUAGUUUACACAUGGGAUUUGAUUUAGUUACCAGUUUCCUUCGUUGAUUCAGUUUCCCAUUUUGAUAAGAAUUGUUAGUAGUUUCUAUUUUCAGGGGUCUUUAAUUUUCUUUUCAUAUCUUUGUUCAAAACUUGGAAACAACCUCUCCUGCGAAGCAGUGGGUAAUGCUGCGUAUACUCAUCCCUCCCUAACCCUGCAAUA